UCAGGAUGGUGAAUUUUCAAAAUGUGACAGACCGGAGGUGACUUACAUUCUUGUAAACUGGUGGAUCUUGGACUUUGACUAUAGUCUUGGGAGAAACUUGGAACGGAGCUUUGGCUCAAUUUAUAAGGGUCGCGGAACGGGGCACUCUACACCCAAGCAAUUCAUGGGGGACGCAGCCAACGGAAAGAAAUUAUUCACGAAACUCUGCGCCACUUGUCACACGAUGGAUAAAGGUGGAAAGCACAAGAUUGGACCUAACCUUAACGGCAUCUUAGGCCGGUCAAGUGGCAGUGCAGUUGGCUUCGCGUACAGCGAAGCGAUGAAGUCGAAAAGGGUUACUUGGAACGACAAUAAUAUGGACGAGUAUCUAAAAGCGCCAAAGAAAUUCGUACCUGGUACCAAAAUGGUAUUUCCCGGAAUUAAAAAGGCCGAGGAUCGACGAGACGUUAUCGCCUUUCUGAACAGUCAGAAGUAAUCAGGACGCUGAUACAGCAUCUUCGU
Molecule: messenger RNA, 501 nt
Organism: Neodiprion fabricii
Lineage: Eukaryota; Metazoa; Arthropoda; Insecta; Hymenoptera; Diprionidae
Product: cytochrome c-1-like
Exons: 2
Coding region: 164-475 (103 amino acids)
Molecular function (GO): heme binding; electron transfer activity
Source: RefSeq, a predicted model, not a curated record